This is a messenger RNA of Cryptomeria japonica (Japanese cedar), 780 nucleotides long. RefSeq names its product MFS-type transporter clz9-like. The record is from RefSeq and is a predicted model, not a curated record. Gene Ontology annotation, molecular function: DNA binding. The transcript has a single exon. Bases 1 to 780 code for a protein of 259 amino acids. Gene Ontology annotation, cellular component: nucleus. NCBI's taxonomy places the organism in Eukaryota, Viridiplantae, Streptophyta, Pinopsida, Cupressales, Cupressaceae.
AUGCUUGGGAAGUCAUGGUGGGCUGGUUUUAAAGCUCGACAUCCAACACUCACCUUGCAGAUAGCUGAAGGCCUUGACAAAGACAGGGCACUCACUCUGAGACCUAUCAUUGUUGUUUCUUUCUACGAGACAUUAUCAAAGGCCUAUACAGCAAAUCCAUAUGGUCCUUUCCAGAUUCAAAACUAUGAUGAAAUCAGGGUUAUGGCAAGCAAGAAUGGUGCUAUGAGGGUGCUCCCUAGGAGAGGAAGUCACAAUGUCUCAUACAUAAUCUCAAAGAGCUGGGAAUGGAUUACGAUUUUGUGUUGCAUGAACACUUCUGGGAAAAGCAUCCCAGGCUUCUACUUGUUCAAAGGGAAGAAGCACCUACAGAAUUACAUCACCAAAUGUGAGCUGAGUGCUUGCAUAGCAACACAAAAAGACGCAUGGAUGAUAAAGGAACUAUUCCUUAAUUGGUUGCACCACUUUGUGCGAUCUAUUCCAGGGGUUGUAUCACCCACCAAUAGGAACUUGCUUAUAUUUGACAGCCAUGACAACCAUGUUGCAAUGACAACCAUCCAAGAGGCAAGGAUGUUGGGUAUAGACUUUCUCACAUUGUCGGCUCACACCUCUCACAAACUACAGCCACUAGAUGUGAGUGUCUUCUCUCCACUCAAAACAUACUUCAAAACAGAAAGAUCAACGUGGUUGGAAAGGUUUCCAAAUGUGGAGAUCAGGAGGGAAGAACUGGCAGAAAUAGGAAGCAAGUCUUUGAAGAAGGCAUUGUUGGCAUGUUUGGCAUAA